CAUAAUAGGCGUGUUUGUAGGAGAAAUGGUGUUUGGUAGAUAUCGUGCAUUACGAGGGUUCCACGAUCUUCAUAAUCAUUAGAUGCUCCAAUUUGUGUAAUAUUUUCUCAUAUAAAAAAUGCCCGCCACCCCGCGCUCUCACUUCAUAUCUGUUACCCUUUGCAUGGCGGCAUAAUUCACAGUUUCAGUGCCCAUGCCAGACCAGAAGAAGAAACGUUUCGUGUUUGACUUUGAUGACACUGACGACGAUGUUGAAUCAGCAACUGGAGCUCUUGAGCCAUUUGGAAGCAAUGGCAUCCACCGAUCUGCAUUCACUGGAUCCACGUUCAAUGCCGAUCAGUACCUGACCAGCAGACGCCACUUAGGACUGGCAGGUUUGAAAACCGAACUCAAUGGGCACCUACGUCAACUCAAAUCACAGUUGGUUGAACUCAUCAACAGAGACUAUGCUGAUUUCGUCAAUUUGAGCACGAAUCUUAAGGGUCUUGACAAAGUCAUGGCCAAUCUGCAACUGCCAAUACAAGACAUGCGAAGUGAUGUGACGUCUAUUCGCCAGGAAAUGCAAAGUGUAAUAGAUGCCCUGGAGAGCAGUUUGCAGGAGCGAGCCCAAGUCCGAGAGCAAAAGGCAUCACUCAAAUUGUUGCUAAAUAUUCAUGAAUCCGUUACAAAGGUCGAGAAUCUGCUGCAGAUCAAUCAGGAUGGCAAGAAGCGCCAGUCAACACUGCUGGCAAUUAACGGGGAACUGGAGGAAAAUGGCGAUGCAACCAACAACUUGGACAAGAAGCAAAUUGAAAGAGUGGCCGUGGAAUAUAACCAGAUGCAGCACUUGGUCAGCAGAGGCAAAGCUCUACCAUUUGUGGUAGAGAACGAAUGGCGUAUCACUCGAAUUAAGGACACUUUGCAGAGCCAUUUAUCUACAGCAUUGGCGAAUGCUUUGAAAGAGAUGAAGUCAAUACCAACGGACUCGACGGUCAAAGCUUCUCUAAUUCAGUGCUUACGUACUUAUGCGUUGCUGGAUCAAACUACCUCAGCGGAGCAAGUGAUUCGGAGGGAGUUGAUUGCGCCGGCCCUAUCGAAUAUCAUUAAUCGCCAGGCGUUGAAUGCACAACCCACAGAAGGAUCGGGACAAUUUAACGGAAAUCCGUUGUCAUCCAUAUAUAACCAGAUUAUCGUAUUUGCCACGGACAAACUUUCGCCGUUGACAGAUAUCGCAGGUCGCACCUUAAAAGGGGCUCACUAUGAGAUUUUGGUGGAUUGCUUGUGGGUCGAUAUAGUUGAACGAAUCAACAAGGAAUGCAGUUCUAUCUUUGCACCGGGUAUACCAGACGUUUUUCACAAGAACUAUGUGACGACCAUUGACUUCGUAACCAAGUUUGAGGCUUUGCUACCAUCCCGAAAAUCUCUUUUGUAUCUCAGAAACCAUAGCUCUUACACUGAAUUUAUGCGACGAUGGCAACUUUUAGUUUACUUCCAGCUGAGAUUCAAAGAGAUAGCCUUUCCUGUAGAGGACCGAUUAAAGAUAAAUUCUUUCGACAUGCCAAUAGAUAUACAGCAAAAUGGCGUGAACCUCCUUACAACCAAAGCCAUAUCAAAUGCAAUUCACCAAUGCUGGUCUGAGCAAAUAUAUAUCUAUACUCUAUCGCAUCGCUUCUGGAAGAUGACCUUACAGCUAAUUAGAAGAUAUGACCUUUGGGCGACUAAUGCACUUGCGAAUACAUCUACUGAAACUGACAAGAGUCAACAAGGUGCCAACACGCCGUCACGGCCAUCAACCCCGAUCGAUAAUAUCUCAGUGGAUGAAACAAGAAACCUUCGCCAACUGCUUGUUCUCGCUCAUGAUGUCGAUACGUUGGUAAGGGAGACAAAGGAACUUUUUGAGAAUGAAAUCUCUUUAAAACUACCAGAAACAAUGCGUGAUGAACCCCUUAUGAAAGACAGCCUUUAUUUGUCUCUUCAAACAUUGGUGAAUUCAGUCCAACCCGAAGUUCAACGCAAACUUACCGUCAUUUUAAGUCGUCGGUGUAUUGACGUUGCCAAAAAUGUAAAAAGCAUUACAACCCAAUACCGACAUACCAAUAAGCGACCUCCAACCGAGCCAUCUCACUAUGUAUCCAACAUCCUUCGGCCAUAUACCAUUGUUCGCGAUCAGAACAAAACAUUUAUAGCGUCGAGCCGGGAACAUGAACUGAUCACUCUUGUCGCGGAAGCUGUUACUGCCAGGUAUACCCAGAAUAUCGCUGAUAUGCUUUCUUCGAUGCAAAAGGUGGAAGAGUCUUUAAAAAAGCUCAAGAAAAAUCGUAAAGGAGGGGCAAUGGGUUCUUCAUUGCUAGUCGGCUCGUCUUCUUCCGAGCCCUCUAUGAGUGAUGAAGACAAAAUCCGAUUACAAGUGUACUUAGACGUCAAGGCCUACGGAGUUCAGUUGAAAAAUGCUGGACUCGACAUUGAGUCAUUCACUCCAUACUGCAACCUGUUUGACAUUGUAAAACAAUAUGAGUCCUUGAUAUCUUAGAUUUUUUUGUAACGAAAUAAAAAUGUUUGGUAGAUUCAAAGCUUAAUACCACUGACAAAUCGGGACAAUGGUGGACAGAAACAUAAUAUCUUUUGGUCGAUGAAGUUUAUAAACAAUGCUGUGUGCCUAAAAAGUCAAUGAAUGGCGAUGCAUUUCUCUCCGAAAAAGGGUCUUCUGAUCCC
This is a messenger RNA of Umbelopsis ramanniana AG, 2691 nucleotides long. RefSeq lists its product as uncharacterized. The record is from RefSeq and is a predicted model, not a curated record. The transcript has 16 exons. NCBI's taxonomy places the organism in Eukaryota, Fungi, Mucoromycota, Umbelopsidomycetes, Umbelopsidales, Umbelopsidaceae. Gene Ontology annotation, biological process: Golgi organization; protein transport; intra-Golgi vesicle-mediated transport. Gene Ontology annotation, cellular component: COG complex; membrane. Bases 194 to 2509 code for a protein of 771 amino acids.